Perca flavescens (yellow perch) is the source of this 8787-nucleotide messenger RNA. It is a transcript of the gene dapk1, whose product is annotated as death-associated protein kinase 1. Gene Ontology annotation, biological process: protein phosphorylation; intracellular signal transduction; positive regulation of apoptotic process. Gene Ontology annotation, molecular function: ATP binding; protein serine/threonine kinase activity; protein binding. NCBI's taxonomy places the organism in Eukaryota, Metazoa, Chordata, Actinopteri, Perciformes, Percidae. Gene Ontology annotation, cellular component: nucleus; cytoplasm. The record is from RefSeq and is a predicted model, not a curated record. The transcript has 26 exons. The coding region runs from base 240 to 4628 and encodes 1462 amino acids.
CAGACUGUCUUCUACAUUGUUAACGUUGAUUUCUCCCGUUCAAGCCAGCAUUUUUGUCUUCCGUGAGCCAAACCGGGGUAACAGGCUCCCACAAAACGCAUGAAAUCUCGGCUACGUUUCUCAGCGGGACCUACACCGGCAAACUCUCUGACAUGAGGAGGACUGCUGGCUGUAACCCUGCCCAGACCGGAGGCUGCUGGUAGGGAUGGUGCCGCUUUGAAGAGGCUGUUUCGGAAGACAUGCCUGCGGUCGGGGGCAAAGGGAAGAAGUGCCCGGACAACAUGACUCUUUUCAGCCAAGAAAAUGUUGAGGAAUUUUACGAAAUUGGAGACGAGCUGGGAAGUGGGCAGUUUGCUGUGGUCCGAAGAUGUCGGCACAGGGGUACGGGUGUGGACUACGCCGCGAAAUCCAUCAAGAAGCGGCGCAGCAAGUCGAGCCGACGAGGGGUGACGAGGGAUGACAUCGAGCGCGAGGUGAACAUCCUGAAGGAGAUCCAGCACCCCAACAUCAUCACGCUGCAGGAGGUCUUUGAAAACAAGGCAGAGGUCAUCCUGAUCCUGGAGCUGGUGGCCGGCGGUGAGCUCUUUGACUUUCUGGCAGAGAAGGAGUCGCUGAGCGAGGAGGAAGCCACUCAGUUCCUCAAGCAGAUCCUGGAUGGAGUCUGCUACCUGCACGCCAAACGGAUCGCUCACUUUGACCUUAAGCCAGAGAACAUCAUGCUGCUGAACCGCUCAGUGCCUCACCCUCGCAUCAAGCUCAUUGACUUCGGCCUGGCCCACAAGAUAGAUUUUGGCAAUGAUUUUAAAAACAUUUUUGGAACUCCAGAAUUUGUAGCUCCAGAAGUAGUCAACUAUGAACCUUUGGGCCUGGAGGCAGACAUGUGGAGUGUUGGUGUCAUAACGUACAUCCUUCUGAGUGGUGCGUCUCCCUUCCUGGGUGACAACAAGCAGGAGACUCUGGCCAACGUGUCGGCCGUCGACUACACAUUCGACGAGGAGUUCUUCAGCAACACCAGCGUCCUGGCCAAAGACUUCAUUGCAAGGCUUCUUGUCAAAGACCCCAAAAAGAGAAUGACGAUUCAGGACAGCCUCCAGCACCCCUGGAUCAAGCCAAAAGACACUCAGCAAGCACUGAGCAGAAAGGAAUCGGCGGUCAACAUGGAGAAGUUCAAGAAGUUUGCAGCUCGAAGGAAAUGGAAACAAUCCGUCCGACUUAUCUCCUUAUGCAACCGCCUGUCCCGCUCCUUCCUGUCCAGAAGCAACAUAAGUGUGGCACGUAGUGAUGACACGUUGGACGAGGAAGACUCCUUUGUGAUGAAGGCCAUCAUCCACGCCAUAAACGAUGACAACGUGCCCGGUCUGCAGCAUCUGCUCGGCUCCUUAAACAAUUACGACGUCAACCAGCCCAACAAGCAUGGGACCCCUCCCCUCUUGAUUGCAGCCGGCUGUGGCAACAUUCAGAUCAUUGAGCUGCUGAUGAGAAAAGGCGCCGAGAUCCAGGCCCAUGACAAGAGCGGAGCCAAUGCUAUCUACUACGCAGCAAGACAUGGCCACGUCGAGACCCUGAAAUUCCUCCAUGACAAGAAAUGUCCUCUGGAUGUCCAAGAUAAGUCGGGGGAGACUGCUCUUCAUGUGGCGGCCCGCUACGGCAACGUGGAUGUGGUGAGCUAUCUGUGCAGCAUUCGGGCCAACCCAGACCUGACUGACAGGGAGCAGGAGACCCCGCUGCAUUGUGCUGCGUGGCACGGAUACUCGCCAGUAGCUCGAGCCCUCUGCCAUGCAGGCUGCCAAGUGGACGCAAAGAACCGUGAGGGGGAGAGUCCGCUGCUGACAGCAUCUGCUCGGGGCUUUGUGGAUAUUGUGGAGUGCCUGGUAGAGCACAAGGCCGAUCUAGAGGCGACUGACAAGGACGGCCACACAGCCCUCCACCUGGCCGUACGGAGGUGUCAGGUUGAAGUGGUCCGCUGCCUCCUCAGACACCACUGCCACCUGGACCAGCAGGAUCGCCAUGGAAACACGCCGCUGCACAUCGCCUGUAAGGAUGGAAACCUGCCGGUCGUCAUGGCGAUCUGCAGCGCCAAGGCCAGCCUCGACACGCCCAACAAGUAUGGCAGAACUCCCCUCCACAUGGCUGCGAACAACGGGAGCCUUGAGGUUGUCCGCCAUCUCUGCCUUGCUGGAGCCAACAUUGACGCCGUCACCAAUGAUGGAAAGACAGCAGAAGAUUUGGCUCAUACUGAUCAACAUGAACUCAUUGUUUCUCUGUUGGGAAAGCUUAAAAAGGACAACCACAAACUGAGCUACAUCCAGCAGCUGAGGCCCACUCAGACCGUCCAGCCCAGGAUAAAGCUGAAGCUGUUCGGAAACUCCGGAGCAGGGAAGAGCACCCUGCUGGAGUCUUUGAAAUGUGGCAUCCUGCGCAGCUUCUUCAGGAGGAAGAGGACACGCAUGACCAAUACAACCCGCCAUCCCAACUCCCCCAUCAACUCGAAACCCGCUGUGUCGGCGAGUAUAACCAACUUGUACCCUGGCUGUGAGAACGUGAGCGUGCGGAGUCGCAGCAUGAUGUUCGAGCCCAGCCUGACCAAAGGUGUCCUGGAGGUCUUCUCCCCCGUCCACAACGCUCUGUCCUCAGCUGACGAACAGGCCACAAAGGCCAUCGACAUCCAGCACAGCAACAUCCAUGGUGUGGGAGAGUUCAGCGUGUGGGAGUUUUCGGGGAACCCGGUCUAUUACUGCUCCUACGACUACUUUGCAGCCAACGACGCGACAGCGAUCCACCUGGUCCUGUUCAGCCUGGAGGAGUCGUACGAGACCCAGCUGGGACACAUCACCUACUGGCUGAACCUGCUGAAGGCCCUCAACCUGCCACAGGACAACAUCGCUUUCGGAGGUCGGAUCCAGCAGCCUCUCACCGUGGUCCUGGUUGCGACGCACGCCGACCUCGCUGACGUCCCAAGAGCUUUCUCUGGAGAGUUCACCUACGACAAGGAGAAAGUGCUGCUUAAGGAAGUCAGGAACAGGUUUGGGGUAGACCUGCAGAUCAGUGACAAAUUGUUUGUGAUGGAUGCCGGAGCCUCAAACUCCAAAGACGUGAAGCUGCUGAGGAGUCACCUGCAGGAGCUUCGUGCCAACGUCAUCUCUAGGUGUAGUCCCAUGACGCUGCUGUCGGAGCGCUUGCUGACCACCUUGCCGACCUGGAGGAAACUGAGCGGACCCAACCAGCUGACGUCAUGGCAGCAGUUUGUCAGCGACGUCCAGGAGCACAUCAACCCUCUGGUCAGCCAGGAUUACCUCCGCACGCUGGCCCUGCAGCUCCACAGCAUGGGGGAGAUCAACAUCAUGCAGAGUGAGACGGUGCAGGAUGUUGUUCUGCUGGAGCCUCGUUGGCUCUGCAGCAACGUCCUCGGCAAGCUGCUCUCCGUGGAGACGCCCAAGGCCAUCCACCACUACAGGGGGCGCUACAGGCUGGAGGAGGUGCAGGCUCUGGCUCCCGAGAGUGACGUGGACGAGCUGCUGCAGAUCCUGGAUGCCAUGGACGUCUGCGCCCGUGACGCCACCAACCCCUCCAUGGUGGACGUUCCUGCCCUCAUCAAGACAAACGGCCUCCACCGCUCCUGGACCGAAGAAGAGGAGGAGGAGUCACUGCUCUACGGCGGGGUGCGCUUCGUCCCCGCGGAGCACCUGACCCCCUUUCCCUGUGGCCUGUUUCACAAACUGCAGGUGAACCUGUGUCGCUGGAGCCACCAGCAGAAGCCGGAGGAGGACGGCGGGGAGGACUUCGACGGCGAUAUCCACCUGUGGACCAACGGAGCCAAGGUGAGCCAAGGCGGAGUGGAGGCCAUGAUCCUGCUGGUCAACCACGGCCAGGGGGUGGAGAUUCAGGUGCGCGGGCACGACUCAGAGCGGGCCAAGUGCUACACCCUGCUGGACGCCAUCUGCAGUAUAACGGAGAACCUGCUGGCCUCCACGCUCCCCGGACUGCUCACAGCCAAAUACUACCUGAGUCCUCAGCAGCUGCGGGAGCACCACGCCCCCAUCAUGAUCUACCAACCCAAAGAUUUCUUCCGGGCCCAGGUCCAGCGGGAGACCUCUCUCACUAACACCAUGGGCGGCUACCGAGAGAGCUUCAGCAGCAUUCUGUUUUUCGGCUGUGCUGAAGUUUACCAGCAGGGGACCCUGGGAAGGGACAUCCACAUAUCGGACGUCCCCCUGUUGGCUCGCAGGAAGCUCUGCCGCAUGCUGGACCCUCCAGACGCUCUGGGGAAAGACUGGUGCCUGCUGGCUAUGAACCUCGGCCUCACAGACUUGGUGGCCAAACACAGCAACGGGACUCCAAAUGGCACCCCUGAGCCGGACACGGACCCGGACUCCCAGGAGGCCGUGCUGCAGCCCAGCCCAACCGCGGCGCUGCUGCAGGAGUGGAGCGGGCGAGCGGACAGCACGGUGGGCGUGCUGAUGGCCAAACUGAGGGAGCUCGGCCGCCGAGACGCCGCCGACUUCCUGCUCAAAGCUUCUCCUGUUUUCAGGGUCAACAUGGAAGCGCUGUUAGGGGCCGCCAACGGCUACCCCCCCACCUGCAACGGUGGCACGUCGUACAACUCCAUCAGCUCCGUCGUAUCCCGCUGAACUGAACGGGGUCGGUUUUCUGUCCUUCGCCAAACGUCAGAUAGUCUGACGUGACAUUUCCCCGGAAACGGGACUCGUGUGUGAAUGAACAUGAAGUGCAAUCGUUCAGCUGCUCGCUCCUUAAUCCCUCCACUAAGUUGGCGUAUGAACCAGAUGUUGUGUUUGUGCUCUCCACACCUGUACAGCUGACCUUUUCUUCCACUAUGAAUGUUGUGAAAGAGCCGAUGUCCCUGAGCUCCAAAGAGGAAUCCUGUGCUUUUAGUCUGUUCUGAAUCUUGUCGUGCUGCUUUUUAAUAUCCCUCCAACUCUACUACACACUUAAGUCUCACUCAUCUUACAGAAAAGCUACAUUUUUAAAAGCUAUCAACUCUACAUAAAGCAAUGAUUAAAAAAGAUGGCAGUCUCAUGUUUGGACCUUUUUCAUAUCCAGAUGAAAAACUGAGGACUUGCCAUCUUAACUCACUCCAUCCAUCACAGUUACAUAUAAUAGUAUCUGCCCCUCCUUGCUUCUGUUCUACUGACGUGACAUUUGGGCCGUUCAGCUUAGUGUUUAAUAACUAAACGGCAUUUUUCAGAUUGCCUUUGUGGCCUUCUACCUCCCUAAAGAGCACAACUAGUCUUGCUAUUAUAUUUAAUAAACAAACAGUAGUUAUUUCCAAACAUAUGAAGAACUGUGCCUUGUUGACACUAAUAGGACAAAUAAUUGUAAUCAAGUCUAUAGUCUUUAAAUGGGAUAGGUUAUCUUACAUUUCAGACAGGAAAAAGGUUGAUGAAGAAAGGAAAACAAAAGCUCGGCUCAUGUUACAAGCUUUUUGAAAAUGUAAUUUUACUGGCAAAAAGAAUCCAACGGAAAGCUGAAAUCCGAGUCGAGCCUGAGAUGAAACAUUGGAUUAGAGUCAGUGUGGAGUUCAUGUGAUGCUCUGAAGGGAAACAACGUCAUUCAUGUUUAAUUGGUGCAUUUGGGUUUAUACAGAUUAUCCUGCCAAAGUUUUAUUUCUUCAUUAAUCCAACAACAGAAAUCUCUUCAUUGUUGAUUCAUUUUUGGUGACACUAUAUUUUACGUGUCCUGAAAAUUCCCUAAGAAGUUUUAACUACGCUGUAACUAUGGUGAGACAAUGUUACAAGACAGUUAUUUGUUUGUUGUUGUUUGGAUUUCCAGGAAAGAACUGCUAAAAUGUUAAUGACUAGAAAAAGUAAAAGAAACCAGCUUGAGUAAAGUACGUUAUGUUAGGAGUCAAAGCUGCACUUAUCAAAUUGUUAUUUUAUUAACAUCCAAAACCCAAAGAUUAGUAUCAUAGAAGAAAGCCAGCAAAUAUUUCAAAGCUAGAACCAGGGACUUUUAAAAUUAUCAAAAAGAAAUGUAACUGGUUAAUUCUCUGUCGAUUUGAUUAAUUGAUUACUCGACUAAUUGUUAUAAUACUAAUCUUUGUACAGUGUAGGCCAACUGUGUUUUGAAAUCAAUGUGCUUUUCCAUUUUAAUACUUAAAGAAAAAUAAAAUAAAAAAUGCCGCGUCACAAGUAAAUCAAACUGCGAAUUAGCAAAAAGUCUACCUGACACUUAAAAAUCGUGUAUAUUUUUUAGUCUGCGUACUGAUUUUUGAGUUCCUCGUCACUUUUCCAUUCAAAACCUGCUUUGGAUAAGUACAGUAUGUAGUAUGGUAAUGGGAGUCUGCAUUUUUCUUAUAAUAACCAGAAUUAAUCACACAUCAGUUCCUUUCUUUGAAAUUUUAGCCAACUAUGGGACCUGUAAAAUGAAGUGUAACUAUAAAUGUUUCUACUUAAAAGUCUAUUUACUCAUUUUCAGUUCACACAAAAGGACCUUUAGCCAUUUUUAACAGAAACCGAAUAGUUUUUUUUCCCAAAGUACAAUGUCAUAUUGAAGAAUGUUUAUCCUUCCAUCACCAAAAUGAAUUUGCUGUAGAUGGUCACACAAGCCUAAGAGACGUCAAAAAUCAUCUUGGUAGACCGGGUGGAGCUUGGCACUGAUACUGCAGAGCUCCCUUUACUUUGAAUAGAAAGUGCCGCCAAAAUGAUAAAAAAAAAAACGUAAAGAAAAGUUCAUUUGUAACAUGUUCUACUGAACUUAAAGGUAAUUUAUUAGAUCCAGUAAACGCACCUGACGCUGCACUUUUUUUUUUUUUUGAUGCUUCUUCAACGAGUUUUCUCCAUUAGUGACGUCAACAAUCACGUUGCUGUCCACAGUGUCAGAUUUGUACACAGCGGCAUCCACGCAGCUUCUGUCGAGCUAAAUUUGAGCUUCUCUCGGUAUCGCUGUCAGUGUCGGUCGACCAUGCGCGGCUUCACUUCUUCUUUCGCUUUAGUCUUUUUAUAUCAUGAAGCUGCAGCCCGGCUCGGUCAGCAAAAGCGAAGGAAAAAUGGCAUGAAGUUCGUAGUGUUAGCUUUAAAAGGCCAAAAGGCUGAUGAUGGCAGAAAUGUCCUUUUUUGUGUCAGCUGGUGUUUUAUAAUUUUUGGAUCCAGACAUUUUUCAUGUGUUGAUGUUUGGAAGAGUCUUUCAUUCCUAAAAAGCUAGACUUUUGUAGGCCUUUUAUCAGUUUGAUAGAAAAAACCAUGAGCUAAUGUGCCAGAGUGCAGUAUUUCCUGUUGGCUUUACUUCCCCAGUGUUACCAUCUGUUCGCAGACAUACAACUUUAAAUGCUGUUCCUCUCUCACUGUUUUUGUCUCGACCUGAACUUGCCAAUCCACACAGCAAAACUUCCAGCUGUGAUGUAAAUACUCCCCCCCCCCCUCCCUCCCCUCAACUUCAUCUUCAUUUUUCUGUUCACUUUUUUGGCCCAAAAUGUUGAUUCCAAUUUCAACAAAAAAUGAAUGUACUGCUCGUCUCUCGUAAAAAUCUAAAAACAAAUCAAAGAUGUGGUGAUAAAACUCUCAACGCAAACUAGUCGGAAACCUAAUGUUAUGUAAUGUUUUGUUCUUAUUUUAACCGAAGCUUUUGUUGAAGUUUGCCAAUGUUGUGUGCCUAAAACACACUCGUUCAUUAGGGCCGAGUACCGACUGCGUCGGUCAGCGAAGGCCCUAAUGAAAUUGCUCUGUUUCUUCUUCUUCUUCUUCUUCUUCUUCUGCUUCUUCUUCUUCUUCUUCUUCUUUUUCUUUUUCUUAAGCCAAAUGAAUCACAAUUAAGGGGCUUAAGUUGCUCGGAAAGUUAUAAAACUUUGCACGCGUAUUAGAAGUAGCAGAAAUUCACAUCUGACAGGGGUCUCGGGCUGGGGCGGUCAAAUUUGCUCGGUAUGACCCCCUACAAAAUUUUAGUAUCUCCCACGGUACGUUUCACCUAGAUGUACAAAAUUCGGAAGGCACACGUAUCACCUCUAGACUUAGAAAAGCCAUCCCCUAAACCCAAAAGAAGACAUUUUGAAUUGACUGUGCCAUUUUUGGAAGUUUUUUCUCAUUUCCGGGGGCGGUACUUCGACCUACUCCUACAGAUUUAACCCCAUUGACUUCCAAAUUGGUCAGCACGAUCUAAAGAAAUAUUUAGUCAUAGUCAUAGAGCCGCCUACUGGCAACAGGAAGUCAGCCUUUUGUGACAAACAUCAUCCGAUUUACAAAAAAUAUGCAUUUGUGGAGGUUAAAUUUGAUAUAGAGCGACAUAGUGCAUGUUUAGUGCGUGUUGUCUAACGCCACGUAGUGAAUAACAUCCUUUCCAGCGCCCGGCACUCUGCCCGGUGUCCGACGGUCGCGGAAAUGCACGGCCACGCCGACCGAUGUCCCGCCAGUUCCCUCGGCGUGCGGGGAGGUGCGAGGGCGCGAUCAUCGCUGCUUGCAGCUUUAAUUCCUCUUAUUAUUGCCUUGUACAGUAUACAAUCUGAGAAAUGAUGUUUCAGAAAGGGAAGCGAAUAUUAUGUUUUUGUAAAAGCUGGGAAUCACUAUAUUAUUAUCAACCUUGUCUCCAUUUGGUGUCUUUUUUCCCCCCCCUGGUGGUUCUGACCGUAAGAAGUGGUGUCUGUUUUUGUCUGAUGAGGAAAGAGGAACUCUAUAUAAUAUUUCCCCCUUUUCAGAUAUUCUGGUCCAAUCGCCACAUUGCACACAUUGUCUUUUUGUCGCUAUUUAUGUUACAUUCUUUUAGCAUGUCUUGGAAUGCCAUGUUAUUAGUACUUCUGACACUUUAUAGUGUAAAACAUUUUAUAAUAAAUUCUUUACCUAA